Gopherus evgoodei (Goodes thornscrub tortoise) is the source of this 3122-nucleotide messenger RNA. It is a transcript of the gene MMP2, whose product is annotated as matrix metallopeptidase 2. Gene Ontology annotation, biological process: extracellular matrix organization; response to hypoxia; proteolysis. Gene Ontology annotation, cellular component: extracellular matrix. Gene Ontology annotation, molecular function: metalloendopeptidase activity; zinc ion binding. The coding region runs from base 179 to 2155 and encodes 658 amino acids. The transcript has 13 exons. NCBI's taxonomy places the organism in Eukaryota, Metazoa, Chordata, Testudines, Testudinidae. The record is from RefSeq and is a predicted model, not a curated record.
CUGCGCAUCUGGAUGUUUUAAACAUACAAAGGAAUUGCUAGAGCAAGCAAAAGGGAAAACGGUGCAGAGAGUUAAGAUGUUCCGAUAAGCAACUGGUGGGUGGACUGUGCAGCUAAAGUGACCGACAGUCCGUUAGGAGAAAUCUCUUUGCAAAAAGGGUAACUUGAGUUCAGGCAAAAUGAAGACUCACACUGUUUUUAGCCUUUUUGCCUUCAUUUUUAAAGUACUCUUGCUCCAGCUAUAUUUUUUUCACCAAACUUUAGCUGCACCUUCACCAAUCAUUAAGUUUCCUGGAGACAACUCUCCCAAAACAGACAAAGAACUAGCAGUGCAAUACCUGAAUACAUAUUAUGGGUGCCCAAAAGACAACUGCAAUUUAUUCGUGCUGAAAGAUACUUUGAAGAAAAUGCAGAAAUUCUUUGGGCUGCCUGAAACAGGAGAUCUGGAUCAAAACACUAUUGAGACAAUGAAGAAGCCCCGCUGUGGUAAUCCAGAUGUGGCCAAUUAUAACUUCUUUCCAAGAAAGCCAAAAUGGGAAAAAAAUCAGAUAACGUACAGGAUUUUAGGGUAUACACCGGAUUUGGACUCUGAAACAGUAGACGAUGCCUUUGCCCGAGCCUUUAAAGUCUGGAGUGAUGUCACACCACUGACAUUUUCCCGAAUUAAGGAUGGAGAAGCGGACAUUAUGAUUAAUUUUGGACGAUGGGAGCAUGGUGAUGGAUAUCCAUUUGAUGGCAAGGAUGGCCUCCUGGCUCAUGCUUUUGCACCUGGGCCAGGUGUUGGAGGUGACUCCCAUUUUGAUGAUGAUGAACAGUGGACUCUGGGAGAGGGACAAGUUGUUAAGGUGAAGUAUGGCAAUGCUGAUGGCGAAUACUGUAAAUUUCCCUUCCUGUUCAAUGAUAAGGAAUAUAACAGCUGUACUGAUGCAGGGCGCAAUGAUGGAUUCCUUUGGUGCUCAACCACAUACAACUUUGAUUCCGAUGGCAAAUACGGAUUCUGUCCCCAUGAAUCUCUUUUCACGAUGGGUGGAAAUAGUGAAGGGCAGCCAUGCAAGUUCCCCUUCAAAUUUCAAGGCACAUCCUAUGACAGCUGUACAACAGAGGGGAGGACAGAUGGGUACCGGUGGUGUGGAACUACAGAAGACUAUGACAGAGAUAAGAAAUACGGCUUCUGCCCAGAGACUGCAAUGUCAACAGUUGGUGGAAAUUCAGAAGGAGCUCCUUGCGUAUUUCCUUUCACCUUCCUUGGCAAUAAGUAUGAAUCCUGCACAAGCGCUGGACGUAGUGAUGGCAAGAUGUGGUGUGCUUCCACUAGUAACUAUGAUGAUGACCGCAAAUGGGGCUUUUGUCCAGAUCAAGGUUACAGUCUUUUCUUGGUUGCUGCUCAUGAAUUUGGCCAUGCCAUGGGACUAGAGCACUCUGAGGACCCAGGAGCUCUUAUGGCUCCAAUCUACACCUUUACCAAGAACUUCAGACUGUCUCAGGAUGACAUUAAAGGAAUCCAGGAACUUUAUGGAGGAUCCACUGAUUUUGGGCCAGAUCCAGCUCCAACACUUGGACCAGUCACCCCAACGUUAUGCAAACAAGACGUCAUAUUUGAUGGUAUCUCCCAAAUUAGAGGAGAAACGUUUUUCUUCAAAGACAGAUUCAUGUGGAGGACUGUAAACCCCCGAAAUAAACCCACAGGUCCCUUGCUUGUUGCUACAUUCUGGCCAGAGGUGCCAGAAAAAAUCGAUGCUGUCUAUGAGGCCCCUCAGGAAGAGAAGACCGUGUUUUUUUCAGGAAAUGAGUACUGGGUUUAUUCAGCCAGUACUUUGGAGAGAGGAUAUCCAAAGAAACUCACCAGUCUGGGGUUACCUCCCGAGGUACAACACGUCAAUGCAGCUUUUAACUGGAGCAAAAACAAGAAGACAUACAUUUUUGCAGGAGACAAGUUUUGGAGGUACAAUGAAGUAAAGAAGAAAAUGGACCCUGGGUUCCCUAAAUUAAUUGCUGAUGCUUGGAAUGGAGUUCCAGAUAACCUAGAUGCUGUGCUGGAUCUCAGCGGAAGUGAGUACAGCUAUUUUUUCAAGGACUGGUAUUAUCUAAAACUGGAAGCCACUAGCUUGAAGAUCGUUAAAGUUGGCAAUGUAAAAUCCGAUUGGCUGGGAUGCUGAACUGUAUAAAAUAUUAAUAACCAAAUACUUACUCUUUGUUAUAUGCCUUUUCUGUAAUUAGAGAUAGAUCUGAAUGCUAAUUAAUGGACCAGUCUGGUACUGGUACCAAAACACUAAGUACCAGUACUCUACACUUUCUUUCAUCAGAUAAUUUAAGAGUGUGCACUUCCUAAAUAUACAAAAGAUGUUUAUCCCAAAAAUAUGGUACAACUUUCCAGUUUUCAUGAUACUCAUAGUGAUGCUAGUAGCAGAAUAUCCAACACCUUUUAUUCCCCCGGUGCCUGAAUCAAAAUCCAGUGAAGUCAAUGGAAACUGACUUCUUUGGACUUUGGUUAUGUCCCCUGUGGGGUACCAGUCCCAAAUAGGCCCAAAUGAGAUGUACCAGCAGUGCACUUUGAUUGUUUUUUUUUAAUACAACUCUGAAUAUAGAUGGACUUGCCUCAAUGCUUGUCACCUUCUUGCAGGUUUUGGUCAUCGUUUCCAUUUAUUUACAUAGUCAUACAGAAAGAUUGUCAAAGGCACAGGUUGCCUCAGGAUUUGAUUUGUAUUGAUGCAUGAUGGAAUCAUGGCAAGAAACUGUAUUAAAAGUAUUGUUUUAAAGUACUUUUUAUUUUAAUAUCUUAGUUAAAAUUUAGCAAUUUGUUUCAUGCACUUUGUUACUACUAUCACUUGUUUAUAUGGACAGAAUGACUCAGAUUUUUGAGGUCAAUGCAUUAUACAUAAAAAGCCAAGUACUAAUGUUUAACUUGUUUUAUUUUGUUUUGGUUUUUUUUGUUCUCUAUAACAUUGGGGGGCUUGUUUGUUUAUUUGUUUACCUGCUUACUUAUACGUUGGGUGAUGGGAAAUUUUCAAUCUACUACCUGAUGGAAUGUUUUUAUUCAUUAAAAAAAAAAGAAAAAAGAAAAUCUCACACACGAAAUGCCAAUGAUGCAAAUAAAACCAAAUGAUGCCGUCAGUGAUUCUCAUA